AUGAUCGGCAUGAUGUCUAGUCCAGCUCGUCCAAUGGAUCUUGAUGACGAUGAUUAUUUUCCAGCAGCAAACUUUCAAUAUCGAUCAUUAUCGGAUGGUCAUCAGACGCCUGUAACAAAAACGAAUUUCUCACAAGACUGCCAUUUUUAUCAAACGCCACCUUUAUUUCGUAUUGUUCAUAAUCCAUUCGAUCCACCAACAUCAGCUCAUCUUAAACAACGUCUGGCUAGUCCUAGUAUAUUUCGUGCUCUCUCACAAAAUGAUGACAAUGAUAAAACACGAACGUCAGCAUCUGUUUUUGAUUGGUCUGUUGAACAACUAGCUGAACUACAUCCCAAAAGAUUUUCGGAUGAAAAUCUUAUUCAAAUCGACGCUGCUCUUUUUGAUGAAAACCUAAUGCAACGUUAUCAACGAGCUGCCUAUGAGUUUUGUUCAAGUAAACUUCAUUUACCAACACCGGCUGCACCCAAUAAUCAACAAGAAAAAGCUUUAUCCAUAGAUGAAUAUGGAUAUUACUGUGCAAAUCAACCAAUGACAUCGCCAUUCCCUCAUUUUGAUGUUAAGACAACAACAUCAAUAUUUCAACGAGAUUUUCAAAAUCGACCACCUGUUGACUUUGAUUCGUGUGUCAUGGAACAAUGUGAUGAAAUACAAAAUACAUCACUUGAUACAAGUUUUAAUAUUACAAAUCAAACAUCUCGUUUGUCGAAUGGUGGCGCACAAAAUAAUGUAUCACUGCUUAAACGACGUUUAUUCGAAGAUGAAGAAGAGGAUGAUGUUAGCUUCCUUCCUGACGAUAAUGAUCAGUAUGAAAAUGGAUCUGGUGAUGUUACAAGUACUCAACGACCAGAUUUACCACCACCUCAAUGUGAUAGUGAAACAGAAGAUGAUCAUCGUAUUUCAAGUUCCUCUAAUCGACUACAGAAACAACUAUCAAUAUCACCCAUCUUAACAUCAUCGUUUCUCUUCGAUGCCGAUUGUUCGCCGAUAAAAAAAGAUUAA
Messenger RNA from Rotaria socialis, 1002 nucleotides. The record is from the annotation of a GenBank genome assembly. Lineage: Eukaryota; Metazoa; Rotifera; Eurotatoria; Philodinida; Philodinidae.